Messenger RNA from Pecten maximus, 1296 nucleotides. RefSeq lists its product as uncharacterized. NCBI's taxonomy places the organism in Eukaryota, Metazoa, Mollusca, Bivalvia, Pectinida, Pectinidae. The transcript is spliced from 2 exons. Bases 80 to 412 code for a protein of 110 amino acids. The record is from RefSeq and is a predicted model, not a curated record.
CAAAACGCGCCCCAGCCCAAGGGAUGUAACUCUUGCACGCACUGUGCUGUCGUGGUCUUGACAAUCAAAUGUAAACAACAUGGCGGAUUCAACGCAAGUUGGUGUUACGGAAGAUAUCGCCGAUGCUGCGAAGGCUGAAAUAGAGAAGGCUAUGAGUCUGGCACUAAAGGGAAUUACGAGUUUAGACGACGGCAACUCCGAAGAUACGUCCAGGGUUGUCAAAGAAGAGGUCGUUUACAUGGAACCGAUCCAAGAUCCAUAUGGCAAAGCAAUCAAGUAUUUGGAACAGCACAAUAUCCUUCAGUUAUUCCAGUCACUAACCACGAACAUCGUGUACAGAAAACCAGAGGACCCCUUAGCCUACAUGAUGAAGGAAGUGAAGAAAAUGCAGAAACAGAAACAAGAAUCAUAAAGUGCUGUUUCAUGUUACAUGGUUGUGGAAUCUGGAGUUAGAGAAAUGGCCACAUAAAACUGCCAAAAAUGAACAGGAGAUUAUCAGGAAGUAAUGAAGUGAUAUGUUAUCACAUUCCUGUGGGUCGUUUAAGCAAUUUAUGUCUUUCAAUGUGUACAUACUAGUUGUUAAAGCAGUAUUGUCUGACUAUACUGAUGAUCCUGAAGAGGUGAAGACUUUCUCGAAAAGGAUGGACUAGACGUGUGUGUGUUCGUGUGUGUGUAUAUUGUGUAUUAAUUUAUAUGUACAUUUGUAUAUAGAGGAUACUUAAUGAAUAAUUGAUAUAUUUAGAAAGUAUAAUCCCAACAUCUGUCAGUAAGAUGAGGCACAAAUUGGAAAUGUGAAUUUGGAUUCUGUCAUACUAGUUUAACAUAUUUGGAAUUUAAUAAAAAAAAUCCAUUAAAGAUUAUAUUAAACUUAUGAAAGUACAGCAAUGAUGAAAAAAAUAUACAAAUGUUUCUUGCUUCAUUAGUAAAAUAUUUCAUUCAAAAACUUUAUAGAUUGAAAUAAUCCUAAAGACAAAAUCUACUGUAAGUGGUGAAAUGUGAUAAGAUACACAGGGGACUGUUUCUAAGCCACUGUCCAUGUAAUAAAUAUAAUUGGACUAGGAAAUUAAGCCAAGUCCCUGUGAUAAGAUAUAUACACCUCAUCACUUUAUCAUUUUAGUUUAAUUUUGCUUCUCACAAAAUCAUUUUACUGCCAAUUUUACUUGUGGUUUUUUGGAUACCUUGUGUUAGUAAUACAUUACUGUACAUUAUUAAAAAUAAUAGAUCAUAAUUUUCAUGUAAGGCAAUGUCUGUUAAAGAACAUAUAUAUAUACCUAUUCAUUAAAUGUAUGUCUUCUU